This is a messenger RNA of Puccinia graminis f. sp. tritici CRL 75-36-700-3, 1683 nucleotides long. RefSeq lists its product as uncharacterized. Lineage: Eukaryota; Fungi; Basidiomycota; Pucciniomycetes; Pucciniales; Pucciniaceae. The record is from RefSeq and is a predicted model, not a curated record. The transcript has 4 exons. The coding region runs from base 1 to 1683 and encodes 560 amino acids.
AUGAAGUUCGGAUCGAUGUACCACUACCAGCAGCACGUUGUAGGGUUAAUACUUCUUACUGCGUGCUCUCUUCAAGUAGUCCAAUGUAUGCAUCCACGCUACUUUGGGGAGGCUAUAACCGAAAGCUUAACUGAGCCGUUGGUCCAAGACAACAGCCUCUCGCUGACUCACAUACUUCGAGACUCAACUCCCUCUCCAAAGUCCGACGAACGAGAAAAGGUCGAGCAACACAUUUCCACGAUACCCCAGCUUAAAUACCAAGUUGGAAAAGUGAAAAAAACUGAUCGACUAAUUGAAUCGAGGUUAGACGAUUUGAAGUCUCUACGUGAAUCCCUCAACAGAAUCAGAAGCGACCCUGGACUACUCUUUGGAUAUGAAAACCCAAGCAAAUAUCUAAAACCGCAUCCUUGGAAUCAAGAUCAACCAUUAUAUAAACAUGUGCAACGAUUAGACGAAAUACACGAAAAGAUAGAGCAAACCUAUCCCCCUUUGAGGCUUGUGUUAGGCGAAAAAUUGGUGUUUGUGAAUUUCAAAGCUUUUUGGAAUAAUCGAGAAACUGAACCCAACAUGUUAUACCUACCCCCCCAAAAAACUUUUGAAAACAGAAAUUCACCGACAAUUCUUAAAGAGCCUCUGAAGCUUAAAGAGAUCAAAGAUAUUGGGAUACAACUUGUCAAAGAACUCACCAUCUUGUUAUCGAGUACACAAUCCGAAUAUCGUGGUCAAAAUCAACUACAUUUCUUGAAUUUUCAAAAGCUUGUCUGUGAAACGGUCUAUUACUUCCACAAGCAUCAGCUGAUACCCCGAGAAAACCUUGGGGUUCUGAUCACAAACGAAAUCGCUUCGGAAGGUUUCUCAAGAUAUAUCUUACAAUCCUUUGUUUAUGAUCAGAACGUUUCAAGGAAUUGGCUUCCGCUGAAUUUGAAAAACAUCCUCAAUAACUGGUAUCACUUCUCCUGUGGAAAUAUGUUUAAAGAUCUACCGGAAGUACCCAAGAAUAAUUUCUUGUAUUACUACAAUAAAGCAGGUUUUGAGUAUUACCGAACUUAUCCAGUAUUCAGAAAGAAUCCAGCGCUGAAAGGGGUGAUGGAUCAAAUGGAAGAGCUCUUGUUCGAUAAACAUCCGACCAGGCCAGAAAACCUUGCCAAAAGAGUAGGUAAUCGAAACUCAUUUGUAGUGACGAUUCCAACCGACAGUAUCCUCGCAUUGGCCAACACUUUCAUCCAAAUCCCUCCACAAGGUCGAUCCGAUUCAGAAUUAGCUCAUUUAUUCCAAGUCAUCGAAUACUUCACAGACGUCAAUCCCAGGGCAUUUCAAUUACAUAAACAAGAUACUGACUUCCAAAAGAAGUAUGAUUUGAUGUGGACCAGUAAACAGUUUCUUACCAAGAUUGAAAACCUGCAGAUUUAUUUGGAAAGUAAAUUUAAUCCGAAGGCUGGCUUGGAUUCCAUUUUCGAUCAUCCAACAAGCUCUAACAACAUCAAAUCCAUAAACUCAAUCAGCCAUUUCCAAGAACUCGAAUUCCUGGCAAAGUAUCUCAAAAUCAUUCGAGCUGAUUAUCUGGAAAAAAUCGAUAAUAUCUCCGCACUUGAUCCAUACCAUCAAUACUGUCAACGUGAACUGUUUGAGGAUAGCUUCAAGUGGACAGAGAAGAUGAUCACUCAGCUUGGCCAACCUUCAUAA